AUGGCUGUCGAUGUCCCAGCCUCAGUUGUGAGGAAACUUCUCCUCUUUACAGCUGCAAUGGUCUUUUUGCCUUUAAUCACCUUCUUUACUGUGCAAUAUUUAUUCAACGGUAACUCAAUAAUCAGUGGAGGAUCAGCUGCUAUUGCUGCUAACGGUGUGCUUGUCGCGUAUAUCAUAGUCGCUUUUUCAGAGGAAACUUCUGAAGAACAUAAGGAGGAAACCAAAAAGGAUAUCUAG
Candidozyma auris is the source of this 237-nucleotide messenger RNA. RefSeq lists its product as uncharacterized. Gene Ontology annotation, biological process: vacuolar proton-transporting V-type ATPase complex assembly. The transcript is spliced from 2 exons. Lineage: Eukaryota; Fungi; Ascomycota; Pichiomycetes; Serinales; Metschnikowiaceae. Gene Ontology annotation, cellular component: endoplasmic reticulum membrane. Bases 1 to 237 code for a protein of 78 amino acids. The record is from RefSeq and is a predicted model, not a curated record.